This is a messenger RNA of Megalops cyprinoides (Indo-Pacific tarpon), 2116 nucleotides long. It is a transcript of the gene fgf8a, whose product is annotated as fibroblast growth factor 8a. Gene Ontology annotation, cellular component: cytoplasm. Gene Ontology annotation, biological process: fibroblast growth factor receptor signaling pathway; limb morphogenesis; regulation of cell migration. Bases 935 to 1567 code for a protein of 210 amino acids. The record is from RefSeq and is a predicted model, not a curated record. Gene Ontology annotation, molecular function: type 2 fibroblast growth factor receptor binding; growth factor activity; type 1 fibroblast growth factor receptor binding. Lineage: Eukaryota; Metazoa; Chordata; Actinopteri; Elopiformes; Megalopidae. The transcript has 5 exons.
UGUAGGGGGAGGGGGGUCGCUUUUGUUCUGAAGAAAAGGGGGCUUGUUCCUCGAGGAACAUCAUACCAUUUUAACCAGGGGUGCAAGCGUGAACUGGGGAUUGACACUGGAGACAGGCAACGCGAGUAGAGGAGGGACAGGGGGAAAGAAGUCAGUAUCGCGCCACAGCUCACCGAAGCAACAUCACCCUAUGGCUAUCACCGCACGGGAUGUGGAACUCAGCGCCUUCUGACUGCCUCAAAGGGAAUCCACUAAGUCCGAACUAAUUUAUCAUUAGAUCAAGUCUAGAAGUCAGCCUCAAAGGAUGUCUGUGUCGUGGGAACUAUAUGUACCGGCGUACAAAUACAUAUACUGAUAUAGAAGCAUUUACAUUAAUCUGUCUGCAACUAUAUCUGUGGACAUCGGAGGAUUCCUGCUUUUUAUUUGGCGAAGUCUUCAUUUUCUUAAAAAAAAAUAAUUUUAUGAGCGUUCGUCUAAGUUUAAAAUGUACGUCUCGUUGUUGUACCGAGUCCGUUCCCCUGUACGUGAUUCAGAAGUAGCUAAUAAUUGAGGAAAAAUCAUCUGACACUUGUUCUCAAGAAGGAUAGUUGCAUUUUUAUGUCAUCGCACGACAGACCCGGUCGUUCGCGAGGACGUGUAAUAUCUGGUGAUCCUCAUUUUACGGACUUUUUAAAAACUUAUACUGAAACACAUUCAUUUGAUGAAUUAUUUUGAUGAGUCGGUGCUAUCCCCUCUUUAUUUUCAUUUUUAUUUUUUCCUGAUUUUGGAUUUCCAAAAUAUUGGAUUCUGAAGCGAACCAAGAAGUGGAAAGAAAUCAAAUGAGUUGAGCAGACCCGCUUCCUCUGCUGUUUUUAAAAGAAUUCACUGCAUUUGGUACUGUAUAAUUCCUGAGGGUCACUUCAUUUCAUCUGAAAGGACAACAGCUACGAUCAAAAUGAGACUGAUGCCAUCCAGAUUAAGCUAUCUGUUCCUUCACUUCUUUGCGUUUUGCUACUAUGCUCAGGUAACCAUUCAGUCCCCGCCUAAUUUUACGCAGCAUGUGAGCGAGCAGAGUAGAGUGACUGACCGGGUGAGCCGUAGGCUAAUUCGGACCUACCAGCUUUACAGCAGAACGAGCGGCAAACACGUGCAAGUUCUUGGAAACAAGAAAAUCAAUGCCAUGGCCGAAGAUGGAGAUGUGCACGCCAAACUCAUAGUGGAAACGGAUACGUUUGGAAGCCGGGUUCGGAUUAAAGGAGCGGAGACAGGAUACUACAUCUGUAUGAACAAGAGAGGGAAGCUGAUUGGCAAGAGAAACGGACAAGGGAAAGACUGCAUCUUCACGGAGAUCGUCCUGGAGAACAACUACACAGCCCUGCAGAACGCCAAGUACGAGGGCUGGUACAUGGCAUUCACACGCAAAGGCCGGCCCAGGAAAGGGUCCAAGACCCGCCAGCACCAGCGGGAGGUCCACUUUAUGAAACGGAUGCCCAAAGGACACCACAUUGCUGAGCACAGACCCUUCGAUUUCAUCAACUAUCCGUUCAACAGAAGGACUAAACGAACCCGCUAUUCGGGAGAGCACUGAGCCAUGGACAGGAGAAAAAAAAAAAAACACAAACCACAAACAGCAGCAACAUUAAUGGCGGACUCCUCACAGAUUCAUUGUAAUGUUUUUUUACUGAACAUUAAUAUACCUAAUAUUUAGUUGUUUAUAAUUUUUUCAGAAAGCAUAAAAUACUAAAAAAAAAAAAACAAGAAAUCUAUUUUUGUACUCAAGACUCUUAAGUACUGACUUGUAUAAAAUGUUUUAGAAAGCGAUGCACAUGAUUUAACAGGCGUGAACGCUGGUGUUUAGUAGUGCGUGGACUUUUUUUCGUCUUGUUAUUUUUUUUUCCGUUGUCAUUUUGUUUUGUUUAGAGUAUUUGCUACACCUCCUAUGCUGCUCAAGGAGACUUGAAGGGCCUGAAAUACCGCACUGAGGACAAACAGCGCUAUGUUAACCAUUUCACAUUCAGAAAGGGCACCAAGGCCAUAGCAACAAGCCACUGAAAGAGUAACCUCUUCGGAUUCGGUUAAGUCUUCUCAAGAGACAAUAUUAUUAAAGCAAACACAGCUUUAAACACAUAAAAUUAUG